AUGUCUACUAGAGGUAGAGGCGGCAAGUUCAUGAAGCCCAAGCGAGGUGGCGGCAAACACUUCAGCAGAGAUCUCCGUCCCACCGACGCCGAGGGCGCUGAGAAGAGCAUGUGGGCAUCCGACUCGGACAACUCAUCUUCCGAGGAGGAAGAGUCUUCGGAGGAGGAGUCGAGCGAGGAGGAGACAGCAGCCAAGCCUGCUGACCAGGAGAUGACCCGUGAGCAGAGACGUGAGGCAGCCAAGGCACGCAAGGCCGCAGCCAUCGCAAAGAAGAAGGGACCCGUUCAGGUCGGCGACAUGCCCUCAGGAAGCGAGUCGGAAUCAUCAGAUGAGGACGAUAUGCCCGCAAACCCCAACCACACCGCAAAGGCCGCCAAGAUGGCCGCGAAGCCCGUAGUUGCUGGAUCCGACGACGAGGCACCCAAGAAGAAGUCCACCAAGCCCGCCGACAUGUCGCAAUUGUCCAGAAGAGAGCGUGAGGCACUCCAAGCUGUGCAGGCCAAGCAGAGAUACGAGAAGCUGCACGCCGAGGGCAAGACGGAACAAGCCAGAAACGACAUGGAGAGACUGCAACUGGUCAGACAACGCAGAGAGGAAGAGUCAGCACGCAAGGCCGCCGAGAAGGCCGAGAAGGAGGAGCACGAGAAGGAGAAGGCCGAGCAGUUGGCAAGAAUGGAGAGACAGAGAGCAGCAGCUGCGGCCAAGAAGAACCGCGGCAAGGGAAAGAAGUAA
This is a messenger RNA of Aureobasidium namibiae CBS 147.97, 732 nucleotides long. RefSeq lists its product as uncharacterized. Bases 1 to 732 code for a protein of 243 amino acids. Lineage: Eukaryota; Fungi; Ascomycota; Dothideomycetes; Dothideales; Saccotheciaceae. Gene Ontology annotation, cellular component: cytosol. The transcript has 2 exons. Gene Ontology annotation, molecular function: RNA binding. The record is from RefSeq and is a predicted model, not a curated record.